Messenger RNA from Ostrea edulis (European flat oyster), 2641 nucleotides. RefSeq names its product forkhead box C1-B-like. Gene Ontology annotation, molecular function: DNA-binding transcription factor activity, RNA polymerase II-specific; RNA polymerase II cis-regulatory region sequence-specific DNA binding. Gene Ontology annotation, biological process: anatomical structure morphogenesis; cell differentiation; regulation of transcription by RNA polymerase II. The record is from RefSeq and is a predicted model, not a curated record. Lineage: Eukaryota; Metazoa; Mollusca; Bivalvia; Ostreida; Ostreidae.
UUUUUUUUCGUAGAUAAUAAUUUUCCUAGAUAGAAUUUUAUGUUAAUCUAUUGUUUUUAUAUUGAAAUACAGUAAAAUUUGAUAGAUGAUGUCUUUUUACGAAUGGAGUUAUUUUAGCGUUUUUAUUUAUAACAGUUUGUCUUUAUUUCAUACAGAAAAAUAUAUUCGAAAUAUGUUUCUUUUUUUUCUUUUUUUAAAUUGAUACAUGCCGUAUAAUUUCUCCUUAUUGAAUUAAACAUGACUCCCAAAAAUGUAACAUUUAUGUAACGGUAAAAUAAAUAAUUUACUUAUCGCGAAAAUCUUAUGCAGGUGACUGCAAAAUUCAAAACAAAUUAAUGACUACAUAAGUAAAAUUACACAACGGUUAAUGGUAUCAAAUGUUAGUAAAAAUUUUGCCAAAUUCCAUAAAACAAAAUGAUACGUAAUGCCAACACAGGAUUUUUGUAAUUUAGUGAAAUAACAUGGGUGUUUGGUUGCGUUUUUGCAUGUUUGAACCGUUUACACUCAAAACACACCGAGCAAAAGACUGAUAACGAUCACAACGUUUAAAAAGUAGUUAAUUAAACGCGAGAAUCGGAAUUACUGUUUGUAAAAAUAUCGCUUAAUACCUGCUUAUGCGAGGGGUGGUCAGUUUCUCCAAUUGAAAUUUCUAAAUAAACAAUUUUAGGACGUCCUGGGUGGGCGUAUAGAUAACGAGAACCGGUGUUGCUAAAACACUUACAUUUAAAUCCUGCAAUCUGAUUGGUCGACACGUGCAGAAAAGUGUUAACGUACGCCUAACUGACAUGGCAAAACGCACAGGAGAAAAAGCUACUCUACAAAUAUUUAUGGGUUUUGGCAUUUAUUUUAGCAUCGAAAGUCAACGUGCUUUAUGAAAACAAUUAGAUAGAACAAUAUAUGUUAUCAUCACACUGGAUAAACAGGGAUUUAAAUUUGUUUCUCCGGUGGGCAACAGACCAGUGACGAUCAAGCUCUGGAAGCAAUAGGAUGAAACACUAAUUCUGAUAAUUCUGAACACGCGAUUUAAGGAAUAGCGAAGUCUGAGAAAAAGACCUACUGAACAUUAUCUGAAGCAUGUCUUCUUCAAAUGAACUUGUUCGCGCACAACAGUUGGCAAUGGUCGGAAAUUCCUCUGCCGGACUCUAUCCUCAAUACGGGAAUCUUAGCCCAGGGAUGUCUCCUUAUCCUUACCCCCCGGGAUUGUACUGUCCGUCUUUGGAUUUUAACCGAGCCUACGCUUUGAGGAUGAUCGAGGAGAUGCACAGACGGGACCAGCCCCAGAAACCCCCGUAUUCUUACAUCGCUCUGAUCGCCAUGGCAAUCAAGAAUGCACCAGACAGAAAAAUCACCCUGAACGGAAUCUACCAGUUCAUCAUGGAAAGGUUUCCUUAUUAUCAUGACAAUAAGCAAGGCUGGCAAAACUCAAUUCGUCACAAUCUGAGUCUCAAUGACUGUUUUGUAAAAGUAGCUAGGGAGAAGGGAAAACCCGGGAAAGGGAACUACUGGACUCUAGAUCCGAACUGUGAGGAGAUGUUUGAAAACGGGAAUUAUCGCCGCCGGAAGCGAAGGGUGAAAGGAUCAAGCAAAGAGGAUGGAGAUCACCUGGAUGGUGAAUUCGAGGCGGAGAACCAUUCGGACACAGAAGACCAUGCAGACGAAGAAUUAGCUGGACUAGAUGAAAAUGAUAGUGGAAUUAAUGUUGCUUGUUCCGACGAGGAAAAUUCUAAAGAUGGCAUUGUUAAUCGUUUGUGCACCGAGAAGAUUCCGUCCAAUCCCUCCGAAAUUCCGGCUAUCCGAAAACGACUUUUUACUAUUGAUAGUUUGAUCGGAGACGAUUCUCCUGCUCAUUUCCAGUCGGAACCGACCGCAAAACGCAAACUGGAAAAUUUCGAAAAGCUACCGAAUGAGAAGAAGAAGAAAUAUGACAUUUUUGACAAAAUUCCUAGUCCUCCUCCAAAGAUCAUUGACUUGAAGGGACAAUCUCCAACCUCUUUUCAAAUUUCUUUGGCUUCUGGUCUCUAUGGCAACGGAUUUCUUCGAAAUCACCCUCAUGGAUUAACACAACCCAUGGGAACUUACCCAGGCUAUCCCCCUUUGGGUGGAUUUUCCUUACCGAUCAAUAACCCGCAGGAAUUAAUCCUUAGAGCGCAAGGAUUGGCAUUUCCUAAAUUCUGGGACCAGCGAUCGGGAUUGGACAACCCGGAAUUCGUCUGUAGGACUCCGAUGAUGGCCUAGACUUUAAUUAAUAAGUUUCACUGUUUUGUACUCGGACAACCAUGUUUAAUAAUCAGUGUGUCAUAAAUUCCAUAAUUGUUUAUAAUAACGAACAAAGUUGUCAAUUUUUUCAUCACUUCUGCCGAUGUGUAUGACAAGGAGAGAUGACCUUAAUUGUGAAAAAUUGCUGUUUUUAGAUGAAUGACAUUUCUCGUGUCCAAACCCCAUUAGUGAAAGCGACAGUGAAAAAGCACUUUGUUGAAAUCAUUUUUAAUUGUGCAUUUCCUCUUUCCGAUUAAGUAAUACCUUGUUCUGUACGGUAUCGUUGAAAUGCGACCAAAAGUUUCAAUGUUUUCAAUUGUUUGAAAAACGGAUGUUGUUAAUAAUUAUUUGUACAUUGUAUUAAAAUAAAUAGUUCUAAUUUAAA